CCUGUGGAACGUAGCAUAUGAUAUUCAUUGAAUCAUCAUGGAUACCUUUCCAGCACCGCGACCUCACCAAAGGGAGGCGAUUCUUAACACCUGUCUGUAGUCCCAGAAAUGUUGACUGGAGUCACCAAAGGUGCCUCCAUUAUAAAGAGGAAAUUUCUGUCGUGGUGCGCCACCAAAGAGCGUCGAGUCUAUCAAUUGUUACAAAAGAUGCAGAGCAAGUGCAGAAACCACUGAACUAUAUUGGAGGCAGACGAGUGGAUCCAUCAGCAAGCAGCCCAGAGUUUGAUUUGGUGGCACCUGCUACAGGAGAAAUUUUGCGCCAUGUUAACAACUCUGAAAGCAAUGAUGUGGAUGCAGCGGUUGACACAGCAAAAGGAGCCUUUGCAAAAUGGUCAAAAGUCACGGCAUUUGAAAGAGGAAAAAUACUCAUUAAAGCCGCAAGCAUAAUACGUGAGCAUUCAGAAGUGCUAGCUAGGACAGAAGUCUUGGACACAGGCAAGCCUAUUUGGGAAGCUCGCUGUGAUAUUCUAGGUUGUGCUGACACUGUUGAGUACUAUGGUGGACUGGCAUCUUCGCUUGCAGGAGAGUUCACACAGUUUCAGGAAGGCUCUUUUGCUUAUACAAUUCGAGAACCAGUUGGAGUGAUUGGUGCAGUUGGAGCCUGGAAUUAUCCCUUCCAAAUGGCAACAUGGAAGUCCUCUCCAGCAUUAGCCUGUGGCAACACAGUUGUGUUUAAACCUUCACCUCUGACACCCCUAACAGCAGUCAUGUUAGGUGAAAUUUACAAACAGGCUGGCCUUCCUGAUGGUUGCUACAAUGUGGUGCAGGGAGAAACUGUCACUGGGCAGCUGAUAUGCAGACAUUCAGACAUUGCAAAGCUUUCUUUCACUGGUAGUAUUUCUACAGGAAUCAAAGUCAUGGAGGCUGCUGCUCAAGGCAUCAAAUAUGUGACACUUGAGCUUGGUGGAAAAUCCCCAUUGGUCAUUUUUGAGGAUGCACACAUGGAUAAUGCAGUCAAAGGGGCCAUGCUGGCAAAUUUCAGCAACCAAGGACAGGUGUGCUCCAAUGGCACCAGGGUGUUUGUCCAGCGAAAUAUUCUUAAAGAAUUCACAAAGCGUCUAACAGAGCGAACUCGAGCUAUGGUGAUUGGUGAUCCAAAUAAUGAAGAGACUACAGUAGGCGCCACCAUUAGUGCCCACCAAGCAGAGACUGUGUUGAGAUAUAUUGAAGGUGCUAAAAAUGAGGGUGCCUGUGUAGUCUAUGGAGGAGAAAGAGUUGUGCCCAGUCCUCAUCUUGCAGGGGGCUAUUACUUGUCGCCAUGUAUUCUAGGAGAUUGUCGCGAUGAUAUGACAGUUGUUCGGGAAGAAGUGUUUGGCAGUGUCAUGUCACUGUUGUGCUUUGACACAGAAGACGAGGUGAUAAUUAGAGCAAACAACACCAAAUAUGGGCUUGCUGGAGGUAUUUUCACCAAUGACUUAACUCGAGCCCACAGGAUGGCAUCAAAGUUGGAAGCAGGAUCACUUUACAUAAACAAUUACAAUGUAUAUCCAGUCGGAGUUCCGUUUGGUGGCUACAAAAUGUCUGGCAUUGGACGAGAGAAUGGACGAGACACUCUUAACUAUUACACACAAAUCAAAUCAGUCUUUGUAGAAAUGAAUGACAUUAGCUGUUCAUACUAAAUAGCAUGAAAACAUGUUUGAGAAGAGAUUUUGCUGUUACAGAGCUGCACAGGCUUGCUUGCAAGUGUGCAGACUUAUAAUUUCACAGAUGCUUGAAGUCAUUUUAAGCAUUCUGAAGUGUCUUUAAGCAUUGCCCGUUAAAUCUGAAAAAAAGUGUCAUGUUAAUAGUGUGAAUGCUUUUAAAAUUUUGUGUGAAGGUUAUGGCAAUGUGAAUCUAGGAAGUUACAAUUGUGGUUUACUUUUUAGCAAUCUGUGAUUGUUUCAGAAUGUCACUAGUUACUAUAUUCAGCAUAUAAUUCAUGUGUAUACUAUAUAUAAUCUGUGUAUAAUUAGGUACAUGUUGGAAAUUAUUCUUACCUGCCAAUUUACUGUCUACAUCGUCACUAGUGAUAAUUAAUAUUAAUAAUAAUUUUUUUUUUUUUGGUCACAUUUUGAAGAGUCUGCAAAUUAUACUUAGUCUGGAGGCUCUUUCAUCUGCAGCACAGAUAGAAGACACUAUACUGGUCAAGGAGAGAGUUAAUGGAUUGAAUGUCAUUCAGGAGUUUUGACCUGUGCACCUUUUUUUAUUUCCACGAUUUUCAGAAACUGAGAUCAUUCAUCAGCGAGAAGGGGUUAGAGGUGCUUUACAGCAGACUGGAUGUACAGGCAUUUUCAUUGGUGAAAUAUUUUGGAGCCAUUGGUGAUUUGGGGGUAGUAUGGACCAGUGACAUUUAUUAAUGUGUUAAUUGGACCCCAUCAUAAAAAUCAAAGGUCUGUGAUUGCUUUUUGUUUAAACUGCCACUUAAUUGAUAAAAGUAGAUAUAGUUAGAAAAAACCCACUUUUAGAGGAUAUAGAUGACUCUUAUUGCCUUUAGAAUCUCUUAAAAACAAGCACAUGAAGGAAUAUGCACACACUGAAUUAAGAUUUUUAGGAAUGAGUCUUUAAAUAAAUUAUGAGAAAGCCUGAUAUAAAGUA
Pomacea canaliculata is the source of this 2634-nucleotide messenger RNA. Its product is annotated as 4-trimethylaminobutyraldehyde dehydrogenase-like. The record is from RefSeq and is a predicted model, not a curated record. NCBI's taxonomy places the organism in Eukaryota, Metazoa, Mollusca, Gastropoda, Architaenioglossa, Ampullariidae. Gene Ontology annotation, molecular function: 4-trimethylammoniobutyraldehyde dehydrogenase (NAD+) activity; aminobutyraldehyde dehydrogenase (NAD+) activity.